Molecule: messenger RNA, 9890 nt
Organism: Stegostoma tigrinum
Lineage: Eukaryota; Metazoa; Chordata; Chondrichthyes; Orectolobiformes; Stegostomatidae
Product: ETS domain-containing protein Elk-4-like
Exons: 5
Coding region: 642-1907 (421 amino acids)
Biological process (GO): cell differentiation; regulation of transcription by RNA polymerase II
Cellular component (GO): nucleus
Molecular function (GO): sequence-specific DNA binding; DNA-binding transcription factor activity, RNA polymerase II-specific
Source: RefSeq, a predicted model, not a curated record
UAGCGAAGCGAGUGGUAGAGGUGGGGAGAAGCAGACAGAAAUCGCCACACGGUGGGGGCAACACGAGGAGAGGAUUAUAAACGGAGGGGAGAUAGAGCUGUCAGGGGUUAAACAGUUCCCUCCUGAGGGUGGGGUUGUGCGUAGGAGGUGGAGACCGUGAAGGGAGUUGUGAUUGUAAGGGGUGGGGGCGUCACAGAAAAUCUGGCGUGAGGAGGUCCUGAUCUCUCUCUCUCUCACACACACACACACAGGCUGGCAGAGAAACACCCACCAGCAACCACCAGCCCCACCCCACCCCACCUUCCGCUGGAGAAAGCCCUGACCCCUAAAGUGACAGGAGACACCGUGAUAUUAACACGGGGAGGAGGUGGAGGCGAAGGAAAUUGACAGACAUGAAACUGAUCGGCGGGGAGAGCCGAGGCCAGCAGCUGCCGCUUCACAAGGCGGUUAGGAACUGCAGCUCUCCCCCUCAGCCUCCCAGCUCCCAGUAAAGCGACCGGAGAAGGAUUUCUAUCGUUAUCAAAAACAGCAUUCUUUUGAUUCGGUUUUAAUGUUAAUAGCAUGAUCACCCUGGAACUGCCGAACUCGGAAUUCGCGCAGAGAGACCUGGCACACUGGAGUUGGGGGUGGCAGCACCAACCAUGGACAGCACCAUCACACUUUGGCAGUUCCUGCUGCAACUUCUCCUGGAACCUAAGAACGACCACCUGAUCUGCUGGACAUCAAAUGAUGGCGAGUUCAAACUGCUCAAGGCUGAGGACGUAGCCAAACUGUGGGGAUUUCGUAAAAACAAACCCAACAUGAAUUAUGAUAAGCUGAGUAGAGCUCUGCGAUAUUAUUAUGAUAAGAACAUUAUUAAAAAAGUGAAUGGACAGAAAUUUGUCUAUAAGUUUGUGUGCUAUCCGGAGAUAUUGAACAUGGAUUUUAACAUGGUGGGCAGGUCUGAGAAAGGAAUCGACACAGCUUUGCCUGAUAUGAGUCGGCCACAAAAGGACAAGGAAAACCAUAGCCAGGAGAAAGCAACCUCCUCCUCCAAGAUCUCAAGCCGCAACGACUACAUCCGCUCAGGGCUCUACUCAUCUUUCACUUUGAACUCGCUACAAACCAAUCCCAACAUCUUCAAGUCCAUUAAAAUCGAGAACCCUGGGGAUAAGCUGCCUGAAGAGAAAAAGAAGAAGCUACCCGCUCAGGAGCCUGUCACAGUCAUUAAAUUUGUUACCAACCCACCAAAAAGGGAGACACCAGUCUCUGUGGUAGAACCGGCGGCGGUGCCCUCGGUCGCGGUGACCCCACCAAACCCAGCAUCAUCGGAGGAGUCCCUGACAGUGCCAAACAUUGUCACAUCCUUCGCCUCGACUCCAUCCUCCAUCUCGCCUCCCACGCCUCUGCCCUUGAGCCCUGGCUCACCCAUUUUAGAGCCCUCGCUGGAUCCAGCUGCUGGUUUGGCCGUGGAGACUGAGCUGACCACCAGCCCCUCGGAUGACCUGACACAGCCUCUGGAGCUCUCCUCGGAUGGGGAAGAUCCGUCGUCGGACAACCCGGAAACCAGGCAUCAGAAGGGUCGGUCAAAGAAGCCAAAGGGGCUAGAGCUGACUCCGGCCUUGGUUAUUACCAGCAGUGACCCAAGCCCUCUGGCCCUGCCGAGUCCUCCUCUCCCGGCAGCAUCAUUGACACCCGCCUAUUUAACCCAGACUCCAUUCUUACUGACUCCCAGUCCAUUAUUGUCCAGCAUCCAUUUCUGGAGCACCCUUAGUCCAGUGGCCACACUCAGCCCAGCCCGAAUGCCUGGAACCAGCACUUUAUUUCAGUUUCCAAACAUUGCCAACAGUCACAUGCAGAUCCCAUUGUCGAGUGUGGAUGGCUCAUCAACUCCAGCCUCCUUGUCGCCAGACCUUCAGAAGGCCUAACAAGGAAGCUGACAUGUCAAAAAGUCAUGCCUAUUCAACAAGGCUACAAAAGGAGCUCCUAUGUGAGAGACAAAGAUGACCAGUGGUGAUGAUGCCAACGUGUGUAACAUUGGCGAUCAGGUCCUUGAGACCUCAGCUGGCGCUGUGAUCGUAGGUCCUUGCCCAGAACAACAUGGUAUGCUGGCAUAGCGAUGGCAACAAUUGAACACAUUCGUUGCUUCUUUCACUUUUAAUCUUUGAUUUGGAAUCUGUUUACUUUACUGAUUCUACUUAAUCGAGCAACUGUGAUGAGAUUCUAUGCGAUAUCAAUGCAAGUGAUAUGGGAUGGAUAACUUUUUGCAUAUCUCAAAUUUUCUCUGGCACUGCCAGUUAUUUUGGAGCUCCUGCACCUGUACAGACCUUGUUGUUCAGCUUGGAACAGUGAGCUCGAGGGAGGCAGUUGACUUUUCUGUUUUGGAUCUGCAUUGCUGCCUUUAUCUUCUGUGCCCUCACUGGUAUAUGAGGGAUGGAGAUUAUGCCUAACUGGAAGACCAAAAGCAGCUUGAGUCACACUGCCUUGCACACUCUCCAUAUUCUCAGAUUGGAACUCACCUGUAGAAUGUGAACAACAGCUUUCAAAGUGCUCCCUCAUUAAGUGAUUGUUACUGAGGCUCCCUCAGUCUCAGUUGCACAACUGACUUCAAGAGACUGGACUUCCGAAUCCAGACUACCUAUCAUUAGUGCAGCCUGCUCCUCCUAUUCCUUUGGACAGACCUGCCUCUUGUCCAUUAUUUUGACCUUCUCCCUCUGUGAAGGAAGGCAGGGCCUGUCUGGGAUCUGCUUUGUGCCUGCGAUGGGACUUGUACAACCACAUUCUCAGCUCCUUCUGUCCAAUGCCAGUGCAUCAAUGUGGCAAUUUGUGAAUGCCAGUUUAAAUCUGAUGGGCAAAGUUGCUGUGCCAGGGCUGAAGAAUGAUAUUUGUUGACUGAACCCACGGCAGGUUGCAUUUUAGCUUUUGGUUGAUUUGAAAAGCAAACGUUGUCUCAGUUUUCUGGUAACAGUUGAUAACCUAGCCUUCCACAUGCCAAUGUUUGGUGAGUCUAUUCCUCCAUUUCAACCCUUCAAACUGUUUAUUCCACCAGCUCUGUUCCUUUUCAUGAUAUCUACCCUUACAAUUCUAAUUCUAUCAUACCUUCAUCUCCACUUCCAACUUAAUAAUCUUUUCUUCUUUGUGGGAAGCUUCAGCCUGUUUAACCAGCAAAUGCAUUCCAUGGUCCAUCUCUCUUCCCUUAUAAUAAUUUCUGCUCUAAUUUCCAUGAUAUUGCCUUUACCCCCAAGGAAUCACUUGAUCAUGAGAUGGAUUUAAGUGCCCUGAGUACAAAUGGACAGGUUUUGAAGAGAUGAUAAUUUUGCUCAAGGUUUGAAGUCAUUUUUUUUUAACAUCAAGAAAGUUAACAAAUGAGCGAAUGCUGUUUGAGGUUCAGUAUCCAUUUCUAAUGCUGUGUUUGCUCUAGUUGGGUGAAAUUUCUUGUUUUUCUAUUAGGAUGUCAUCUCAUUUAUUGACUGGCAAGAAAAGAGAAUUUGUUUGGGCUUUGUGCACACAAUGUCAAUUCUUCCAGGUGGCUGAUAAAACCAAACUUGUUUCUUGCCAAGAUGAUGGUUAUGUCACACCAGUUCCUUUACCCCUAGAGUAGACCUUUAUAGGGUCUCAUCUUCUUUUUAAAAUUCAUUUGCAGGUUGUGGGUGACACUGGCUAAACCCACAUUUGUUGCCCAUCUAUGACUGACCUUGAGAAAGUGAUCGUGUGUUGCCUUAAUGAACUGCUGUUGGUGGAGUAGGUAGGAGUUCCGAAAUGUUUGCAUGUAAUAUACAUGACUGGUGCUUUAAAAAAAUUAGGGAAAUGUUUUUUGUAAAUUUUUAAUGGUACAUGAAUGGUUUGGGUGCUAAAUUGGUUUUCUGAGUCCUAAUGUUAUUGCAACGCAAAGAAUACUGCACACUAACAAAACUAAAUACUUUACAUUUUUAGUGACCAACGUCCUUACAUAUUAACGUACAAAUUGAGAGCAGAAGUAGACAAUUUGGUUCUCCCUCGUCACAUAGCAUCUCACCAACAUCACAUCCCAAAUGGCUUAACUCUUCUGGCCAAGCCUUGUUAUCAACAAAUCAAACCUUUAAUCUGUCCCCAAAAAGCAUUGCUUAUUUCUGUUCCGAAGGGGAUUGUCACAUGUUUUGAAAUUGGGUGUUGUGCUGUAAUUAGGUCGAAGUGGGCAUAACAUUUUGAUAUGUUGUGGGGAAAGAAGGUUAUUGGCCCCAGUUCCUCAGCCAAUGUCCCUCCCUCAAGGAGCAGCGACUAAACAAAGAGAGAAAUUAACGAGCCAGCCAGCACGUUGUCACUUGAGGGAAGCUGCAAUUGCUUCAUCCACUGCUUUAGUUAAUGUGGCUACACUUCGCAAAGGAAUUAUUAAGUGAAAGCACUUUGGCCAUGUUUGAGAACUGAUUAAAAGAAAGAAUCAUCGAUUGUGAAAUUUCUGUUCAAUCCUAAUUUUCAACCAAACCAAAAUUUAGCUCUGGGGGGAUACUAUUGGGAUGUGACAAUACCAACUAGCAUUGUUUCACUUGUCAGAAUUUGGUCAUAAAUUCUGACAAAGCAAGUUCCAAGAACAAAGGCACUUUCUGAUUGUAGUGACAUGGACAGACCUUUUGAUGUACAUUUCUGUUGUAUCUGUUUAUUACUUGCCAAUGAACUAUCAAUGGAGCUGAUUGACAGUGAAGCUACAUCAAAUGACGUCAACUUAGCAUCCAGGUUAUCGAACAUAAACCAGAGCUAAGUGAAUUCAAGAGCAAAAUGUAUCGGGCAAGUGUGAAAGCAAUGGAUUUGGAGCUACUGGACCUUAAAGCUCUUUUGUAGCUUUCAGUGAAUGGAAAUGAGUUGGGCAAGUUCUGUUUUAUUUUAAAAGAAUGAUUUAAUCUAGUUUAAGCUGACUGUGGGGCUCUUGUUUUCCAGUGGACUAAACAUCUCCAGCAUAAAACAAUCAGGAGAUCAAGGAAAUUACUUCCCAAUCCCAUGCGAAAGGAGUUUGAGGUGUUUCUGGAUGCUAACAACAGGCAGAAGCAGGGUGAAGAAUGGCAAGUGAUGAGCAACUCACCCCUGACAGUUGCCCACUGCGCCAAUUCCAAAAUUUUAGUGGGUUUUGAGCAGGAAGAUGAGUGCUUAUUUGCUUUAUUUACGUUGGAAAUUUAUUGGAAUUCUUGCAGAAGAUCAGAGGAAGAAGAAAAAGAGUUUAGCUUUAAACAUAAAUUAGACUUCUUUUGUGUCUUGUUUACAUUUCAAACAUUUCUAAAAGAGUAAAAUUCUCACCGAAAGAUGAGGUGGUUAAUGACCAACUGGGUAAGAAAUGAUCUGGCAGUGUUCCCACAGAUCAUAAUGGAGAGAUCUUAGUCACCGUCUAUUACUGAGUUCUCUGUGGGCUAUUUUUCAGAUGUAGAGUGGAAGAUGGGUUAGAACCAAGAAAUUGAAUGUGAAAUUGCUUGAUCUAACAAUGUGAAUGUGAAAUUGAUCGCGGCACCAUAACUGGGAGGCCUAACCUGCACGUGCCGAGUUCCUGCUCCUCCGAUUAAAUUUUGCGAAACUUUCCAGGAAGGCCACUGAGUCUGCGGGAAUUAAUGUUGAAUAUUCUGGACACUGCUCACAAGAAAGAAUAUAUCAGGAAUGUCGAAAGAAAAUUUGUAUUUUUUAAAUUGUUUUCUUCGAACGGCUUUGUUUAUUCAAUAGAAAACUGUUGGACUUGGUAUUUUUAAGGAAGGGCUGUUUGUCUGGGCAGGAGGAUUGGAGGCAAGGAUGAUACCUCCAGGAAUACAUCCGAAUAGGGUUGGUAACCCAACAUCUUGUAAGUUUUCAUUUUAAACAAUGAAGCAAAAACAGUCUACUACAAGCACUGAUGCCAUCUCUCCGAAUAGUCAAUCAGCCUGUGCCAUCAGCGAGAUGAGGCAUCAAUAUCUCCCAACUUCUUUGCCAAAGGUCGGUGGCCUUCAUUAGCCUUAAACCAGGAAGGAAAAGUACUUUGGAAUUCCUUUUUCCUUUUGACAUAUUUGAGAGAUCAGAAUUUCAGCUGAAAAGGCUGUGGGGUGACUAGAGUAAUAUUCUUAUUUAAUUGUAUCUAAAGGGAAAAGUCUUAAGUUCAUGUCUAUUGAUAUUUUUUGAUAUGAAAAUUGUGAAGAGCCAUGCAUCAUUACAACUAUGUUACUGAACAGUUAACUGAUAAAACAGGGCUUAUUUUUGGUGGAUUAGCUUCCAUUUACUAAAAACCUAUCUGUGGUCUUUUAAGUGAUCAGAGCAUGUUGACACUACAGUUAUGGAUACUUUAUACCUUCAGGUUGACUAGUGAUUAGUGGAAUUGUGUAAUUAGAUGCUGUUUGCUACAUAGUCAAUGUAAAGGUGUAAUGUGUUUUCUCAUGAAUUACAUUUACAUCUCUGCCAGACAGAGAACUUAGGGGUUAAAAUUACAGUAUGUGACAUUAGUAUGAAAAUCCUAAGUCAUUCAUGUGAAACUCUUUUGUGCCUCUCGGAGGCAUUAAUCCAUCCUUAAAGUACAUUUACUUGUUAGAAUCAUUUAUUACAAGAGGCCAUUUGGUCCAUUGUGCCUAUGCUGAUUCUUUGAAAAAGCUAAAAAAAACGAGUGUUGCAGAUGCUGUAAAUCAGGAACAAAAACAAAGUUGCUGGAAAAGCUCAGCAGGUCUGGCAGCAUCUGAGAAGACAAGACCAGAGUCAAUGUUUCAGGUCCAGUGACCCUCCUCAGAGCUUUGAAAUAGCUAUCCAGUUAGUGCGCACCUUUCCCCACCACCCCCCUACCAUUCUCCAGAGGCCUCCAAAGCUUUUCCUUUUCAAAAAACAUAUCCAAUUUCCUUUUGACAAUCAAUGCUAAAAUCUGCUUAUUCUAACAUUUUAGGCAGAUCUUCCAUAAUUUACUGUGUGGAUUUAAGGCCUUCUCAUCACCCCUCUGUCAAUUAUCCAAAACCCAUAUCUUCUGGUUACUGAAUCUUCUCCCAAUGGAAACAGUUUCUUCCCAUCUGUUUUGACAAAACCUUCUUAGCCACAGAUGGUUCUGUCUGAAUCUCCUUCACUACUCCGAGGGGAUCAAUCUCAGCCCACUUGAUCUCUCACUUGACCGAAGACCCUCAGUUUGUGUGCUACUAAUUUUGCAUUGGCUCGUGUGCUAAUGUUUCUGGUGACUGAGACCAGGAGAAGUUGGGCUGCAGCACAAUAUAUACAGCAAAAACUUCCAGAGAUGUGGAUUGUGUAGUUAAUUAUUCUUACCUGUGUCUGGAUAUUAUAGUUGGUUAGAACAUUAUCUUUGUGCCUUUUGUGACCCACGGUUGUAAAAUGACUUAACCUCGAAAACAAGUCAGUUCUCCUGGCCUUUUGUCUAACUCAAAAAUGGAUUUAAGGCAGUAGAAACCUAUUUCCUAUUUAGCCUACAGCGUACAACUAGGCAAUCAUAUGUACAGCAAUUGCAAGGACUGCUGGCGGGGUGUAAAAGAAAUGUCACACUGAUUUGUUAAGCUUGCUCUGAGGGUUAUGUCCUAUUACUAAGGUAGAGGUAGUCCUGCAUCUAAACGGCUUCAUUUCCUUACCUGAGAAUGAAUAUUAAUAGCAAAACUUUCCUUAAUCAACCACAUUGAGGGAGAGCACCACAGUAAUAGCAAUGGGAGAGCUUCUUGUCUGCAGUAUAACUUUGCAAUUAUUGACCGUGAGAACAUGUCAGGUCUUGUGAUAAAUUGAAAGAAGGAGGAAGUUAAAGCCGCCUCAUGUUGCCUGUUGUCCCAAGUACAGUUCAAAAUAGUGAAGGACUUAAACUCAAAAGGAUUUGUGCCCACUUACAUUUCUAUGUCAUUAAAAAUAUGAAUAUAAAAAGCUGGGACAGGAUAUUUAAAAGCUAAAGUCAACUUCAAAGACCAUAAGAAAGUGAGACAGGAGCAAUCCAUUUGGCUCCUCAAGCCUGCCUCACCAUUCAAUAGGAUCAUGGCUGAUCUGACAUUCCUAACUUUCCCACCCUUUCCCCAUAGACCUUGAUUCCCUGACUGGUCUAGAAUUUAUCUCGCCCUAACAUAUGCACAAGGACUCUGCCCCCACAGCUCUCUGUGGAAAGGACUUCAAAGACUCUCAACCCUCUGAUAGAAGAAAUUUAUCCUCAUCUCAGUCUUAAAUUUAUUCUAAGACCCUCCAGUCCUAGACACUCUCAUGAGGGGAAACAUCCUCUCAACAUUUACCCCGUCAAGCCCCUUAAGAAUCCUAUAUGUUUCAAUGAGAUUACCUCUCAUGCUUCUAAACUCCAGUGAGUAGAGUCCCAACCUGUUUAGCCUUUGCUUAUAAGACAAUCCCCCCAUAUCAGAGAUCAUCCCAGUCAAUGUCUCUGAACUGCCUCCAAUUAAAUAAUAUUUUUCCUUAAAUAAAGGGACAAAAACUUCUCACUGUACUCUAGAUGUAGUCUCACCAGCACAUUUUACAAUUUUAAUAAGACUUCCCUAUAUUUAUAUUCCAAUCCUCUGCAGUGACUAGGAGGAAUUUAUUUGCAAGGAACUCUAGUGUCAACAGCACCAAGUGCGUGUGACAUUAUAUAAUGUGUCUAUAGCUUCUGGAUGACCCCAAUUGUGCUAUUGGCUGUUAAUCAAAGAUCCCAUUAUACUAUGUUGAAGAAGGACAUGGGAGAAGUGUUUCUGAGGUGGCCUGGCAAAUCUUUACCCCUCAAUCAAAUGCAAUAUUUUAAUGAAAAAAAAGAAAAGCUCAACUGAUCUAUUAUCAUUCUGGGUACCAAUCCACUGCCAGGUUUUACAGGAUUACAGCAUUGGGAUUCUCUGAUUUCCUUAAGGGUAUGAGGGAAAGUCCUUUUUCACCAUUGCAAACCACUGUUAGUGUAGUAGAAACACUACUGGCAAGUUAAUUUUAACUCAUUCACAGGAUGUGGGUAUCACUGGCUAGGUUAGAAUUCAUUACCCGUCCCAAAUUGUCCAGAGGGCAGCUAAGAGUCAACAACAUUGUUGUGCACUUAGAGUACAGGCCUAGGUAAAUCUAGAUUUCAUUUUCUGAAGAUCAUGACAGAAUCAUUUGGGUUUUAAUGACAAUUGUGGUCAACACUAGGCCAGUUCUUCAUUCUGUUGACUUCAAAUUUUACCAUUGGCCAUGCUGGGUUUUGAACCCAUAAUUCCAGAUCAAUGGUCUGGUGCUCUGUCUUUCCAGUCCAAUGACAUAAUCACAAUGCCACUACCUCCCCAAGUUAGGGGUAGAGAUGAGGGAGUUGCACUCUCUGAUUGUGCCGGGCCAUUUGUGAAAAUAUUCAAUUUCUUGGGCUGAACUUUUUGGAGAGAAAAGUCUCCACUCUCCUACCUUCUGCCACAAGGUAACAAAGCAGGUGUAAUGGAGGCUGAAAACAAAACGUGCUGGAGAUCACUGUGGGUCAGGCAGCAUCCAUACAGAGAAAGCAAGCUAUAGUUUUGUGUCAUCAUUGGAGCUUCAUCUCAGAUCUAACGAAGGGUCAUUUGGACUCAACCUUAGCUUGCUUUCUCUCCAUGGAUGCUGCUUGACCUUCUGUGAUCUCCAGCAUCUUUCAUUUUCAGUCCUGAUUCCAGCAUCUGCAGUAAUUUGUUCCUACUAGGUAUCAUGGAGGUAAAAGUGGUAGUGUGUUUGCUAUGGGUAGUUUUUGAUUCCCUUGUGUGUUGAUACUGUUCAGAUAAAUUGUGUGAAGAAAUGGAAGGUGUGAUUAUUUUAUUUUUUCAUCUGCUGAAAAUGCAAGUGCUUCUGCUUUUGAGCUGUAAUGCCUUUCCUUGCCUGAGAGAGCUGACAAUAAUACGUGAAAGCAAAUCCUGCACAAAAUGAUGCAAAAUGUUUCUAUUCAAAAAGGACUAUGAUAAUGAGAUUUUGCUAAAAACUAAAUUCAAUGGAUUAUAUUGUAUUUAAAACUCUGUUCUGACCGCUGCACCUUGUGGUUGUAGUGUGAUUGAGAUAUCUGU